Messenger RNA from Brassica rapa (field mustard), 2931 nucleotides. RefSeq names its product receptor-like protein kinase At5g59670. Gene Ontology annotation, molecular function: ATP binding; protein binding; protein kinase activity. Gene Ontology annotation, biological process: protein phosphorylation. The record is from RefSeq and is a predicted model, not a curated record. NCBI's taxonomy places the organism in Eukaryota, Viridiplantae, Streptophyta, Magnoliopsida, Brassicales, Brassicaceae.
GGAUGGUGUACGAAUAAAAUACAUUUACUCAUUUUACCGUUGACUUGGCAAAAGACUUUGUUUUACUGUAUGGUCCGAGUUUGCCUAUUUAUAGGCUGCUUUAUCUUCAGCAGCAUAGCCAUUGGUUUCUUGAUUUUUUCACCCGGAGGUAAGUAAGUAUGGCUACUUCUCUUGGGCUCUUGUUGGUGCUAACUGCAAUUUUGGCUAUCAUUUAUAUUGUUCAAGCUCAAGACCAAAUAGGGUUCAUCAGUUUGGAUUGCGGGCUAUCCUCGAAUGAAUCUCCUUAUAAAGAUUCUAAUGGACUUUGGUUCUAUUCGGAUGAAAAGUUCACACAGGGCGGAAAAACUGGUCGAGUCAGAGAAAAUCCUAAGAGAUUCGCGGAGCAAUACAACACGUUGAGAUAUUUUCCAGACGGAAUAAGGAACUGUUACAAUCUGAAUGUGGAGAAGGGACGCAGCUAUUUGAUCAGAGCUACCUUUGUGUAUGGAAACUAUGAUGGUCUUGGCAUGAAACCGGUGUUUGAUCUUCAUCUUGGACCUAAUCUAUGGGCCACGAUAGAUUUACAAAAAGAAGAGAAUGGUACAGGGAAAGAUAUGUUACACAUUGCAACAUCAAACUCGACGCAGAUUUGUCUUGUUAAGACUGGGGAAACUAAACCGCUAAUAUCCUCUUUGGAACUGCGGCCGAUGGGAAAUGGCACGUAUAUCACUAAGUCUGGCUCCCUGAAACGUUACUUUCGGUAUUAUCUUAGCGAGUCAAGCUCUCAGAUCCGGUACGCCAGCGAUAUCUACGAUCGCGUAUGGGAUCCAUUUUUCUUGAAGGAAUGGACACAGCUUUCAACUGCGACAAAUGUGGACAAUUCCAACAGAUACCGUCCACCUGAAAUCGCACUUAAAAGUGCAGCUACACCUACUAAUUCCAGUGCGCCGCUGACAAUUCGAUGGACUUCUGAAAAUCCUGACGAAAAUUAUUACUAUUACGCACACUUUUCUGAGACCGAAGACUUGCAGGCAAAUGAAACCAGGGAAUUCAACGUGACAUGGAAUGGAAUACAAUAUUAUGGCCCUUUUGUUCCAAGUAGGGGGAACCUAAAUACUAUCUCUCGCACGGCACCGGUAACUUGCAAUGGAGGGAUAUGUAGGUUCGAGCUGAUAAGAACGGACAGAUCAACUCGUCCACCUCUACUUAAUGCUUUGGAAGUCUACACUGUUAUUCAGUUUCCACAGUCCGAAACAGAUGAAAACGAUGUGGGUGCAAUUAAAAGCAUCACAGCCACAUAUGCAUUGAGUAGAAUCAACUGGCGAGGUGAUCCAUGUGUCCCUCGACAGUUUAGGUGGGACGGUUUAAACUGCAGCAACACGGAUAUGUCCAUGCCACCAAGAAUCACUACUUUAAACUUGUCCUCAAGUGGUCUAACUGGAACCAUAGCCGAUGCUGUUCAAAAUCUUACGCAACUAGAAACAUUGGACUUGUCGAAUAAUAACUUGACUGGAGGGGUGCCAGACUUUCUAGGCAACAUGAAAACAUUGUUGGUCAUAAACUUAAGCAGGAACAAUCUCAAUGGUUCAAUUCCUCAAGCUCUUCAAAGGGAAGGACUAAAAUUAUUCGUUGAAGGAAAUCCAAGGCUUUGUCUCUCUGAUUCAUGUAAAAAACCACAUAAGAAAAAAAUAAUUGUGCCAAUUGUUGCAUCAGUUGCUUCUGCAGCCAUUGUCAUUGCUGUACUGGUUCUUUUAUUUGUACUCAAGAAGGGAAAACCAGCGAUUCUGCAAGGUCUACACCUUCUACCCAGGACGUCAAGUAUGAAUGCUACAUUUGCUGAAAAGAACAGAAGAAGGUUCACAUAUUCAGAGGUCAUCAAAAUGACAAAUAACUUCCAAAGAAUUUUAGGUAAAGGAGGGUUCGGCAUGGUGUAUCACGGUUCUGUAAAUGGUUCUGAACAAGUGGCUGUUAAAGUACUCUCUCAAUCUUCAACCCAAGGAUAUAAAGAAUUUAAAGCAGAGGUUGAUCUUCUUCUUAGAGUUCACCAUGCAAAUUUGGUGAGUCUAGUCGGGUAUUGCUAUGAAGGGGACCACUUGGCCCUCAUUUAUGAGUUUCUACCCAAUGGAGACUUAAAAAAACAUUUGUCAGGAAAAGGAGGUAGAUCCAUAAUCAAUUGGAGUACACGACUACAAAUGGCUUUGGAGGCAGCAUCAGGAUUGGAGUACUUACAUAUUGGAUGCACACCGCCGAUGGUUCAUAGAGAUGUUAAAACUGCCAACAUAUUGUUGGAUGCGAAUUUGAAGGCUAAACUUGCUGAUUUUGGACUCUCUAGAUCUUUCCAAGGUGGAGGUGAAUCUCAGGACACAGCAGUUGCUGGUACUCUAGGAUACCUUGAUCCCGAAUAUAACCAUUCAGGUCGAUUGGGUGAGAAGAGUGAUGUCUAUAGUUUCGGGAUAGUAUUAUUGGAGAUGAUCACAAACCAACCUGUGAUUAAUCAGACCUCUGACAAUUCCCACAUAACUCAAUGGGUUGGCUUUAAGCUUAACGCAGGUGAUAUUGCUGAGAUUAUGGAUCCAAACCUUCACAAGGAUUACGACUUAAAUUCUGCAUGGAGAGCUCUUGAGCUGGCAAUGUCAUGUGCAAACCCUUCUUCUUCAAAGAGACCAUCCAUGUCUCAGGUUAUUCACGAGAUAAAAGAGUGUCUUGUAUGUGCAAAGUCGGGGACAGGUAAGAAUCUAGAAAUGGAACCGCAGGAAGUAAUGAGCUCGGACGCUUCCAUGGUUCCCAUGGCAAGAUAGUUUUGACUGUUGUCUUCUUGUGUCACCAAUAAAUGAAUCCACAAAUCAAUAUAGCUACAUUUUUAGCGACCAUCUGUAAGCUAGUUAUAGAUCCUAACUACUAAAUUAUGUAUAAACUCGAUGUCUAUAAUUUUCAUUUUGCUUUGAUAAUUGA